AUGGAUGGUGGGGUGGUGGAUUCCCCCUCCUCCACCAGUCAACGUGCAAUUGAACAACCAUGCCGUUCAACCCACUCUCCUGGUUCACCUCCUCCCCCACGCCCACUCCCGCGCCAGCGGCGGCAGCAGCAGCACCUCCGCCGUCUCCCCCCCACCAGCCAUCCCCCCCACCCCCGAGACCCCUCUGCCACCACCACCCCCGCCGCCGCCCCACGCCUCACCGAGACCCGGCGCCAGCUCAAGCAACUCACCUUCCUCCUCAGCGGCAGCACCUUCCUCGCACUCUCCAUCCUCACAACCCGGCGCACCCUCGCCAAGCGCCGUCUCGCGCUCAUCCCGCCAUUCUACCACCCCAACAACCGGCCGCCGCUGGUGCCGCCCAACGGCGCGCUCGACGCCUUCCAGGCGCUCAAUCUCGCGACGCUCAACACCAUGGCGUUUGCCAUCUUCCUCGUGGGCGGGAGCAUGGUGGCCCUGGACGUGUGCAGUGUUGACGAGCUGCGGGAGCGGGCGAGGAAGAGUGUUGUUGGCGAGGAGGAGCUGGCGAAGGAGCGGGAGGCCGAGGAGGAGUUUGAGGAGUGGCUGGCGAGCGUGUUGGCGAGGAAGGAGAGGAAGGAGGAGAUUAGGAGGCGGGUGAAGGAGGAUAUGGAGAGGGAGAAGGCGGGGGAGGGGGUGUGA
Molecule: messenger RNA, 678 nt
Organism: Morchella importuna
Lineage: Eukaryota; Fungi; Ascomycota; Pezizomycetes; Pezizales; Morchellaceae
Exons: 3
Coding region: 1-678 (225 amino acids)
Cellular component (GO): mitochondrion
Source: RefSeq, a predicted model, not a curated record